Molecule: messenger RNA, 2403 nt
Organism: Liolophura sinensis
Lineage: Eukaryota; Metazoa; Mollusca; Polyplacophora; Chitonida; Chitonidae
Product: ganglioside GM2 activator-like
Exons: 5
Coding region: 1-711 (236 amino acids)
Biological process (GO): lipid transport; ganglioside catabolic process
Cellular component (GO): cytoplasmic side of plasma membrane
Molecular function (GO): enzyme activator activity; lipid carrier activity
Source: RefSeq, a predicted model, not a curated record
AUGAGGACCAAAUCUCUUCUGGCGCCAAUCUGGUUAUUGGUGGCAGUUCUGGUGGUAACGAGUGAAUCCCGCAAAAGAAGGCACAAAGCUUCACUUAAAUUCAAAGACUGUGGUGUCGAUCCCUCCCGACCGCUUCACUUCCACCACGUUGAUGCCCACCCCAUGCCUAUCGUUAUCCCUGGCACAUUGCACGUUAACCUUAAGGGGAACAUUACCCACGCCCUGCCACGCCGCAUCAACGUCGACCUCAGCGUCAGAAAAUAUAUUUUCGGGUUUCCAUUUAUCAUUCCUUGUAUCAAUGGCAAAGUUGGUUCAUGUACAUAUGAAAACAUCUGCCAAUAUCUGGAGCGGUUUGAAGCGUACGGCUGCCCCCGGGUACUCGUCAAGCAGCGUAUACCCUGCCAUUGCCCUUUUCGGGAGGGCAAAUACAGCGUCAGAAACCUGGCUAUCAACUUACCCAAAGUUGUUGGCUUCGCCGCCAUGUUUAUUCACACAAAUCAAGAACCAUGCUCGAGCAAUUCUGCAAAUUUGAAGGAACCAAAAAGUUGUUUCACAUGCGACGACCCAAAAGUAGCCAAAGCCUGUAAAAAGUUUAAGGGGGAAUACGAAAUACGAGCCAGGGUGUUAAGCGAUGGAGGCAAAGAACUUGGCUGUCUCGAACUGAGAUUCACAAUGAAAAGACGACAUCGAGGCUGGUUCUUUAAAAUUUGAAGGCGGGAAAAAUAAGAUAAACGUGUCCGAUGACGUCACUUCUGACGUCUCCUUAAUGUACGGGUCAGGAAGAGAGAAUUCCAAGAAAACAGAAUGAACAUUAUUUUGAGUGGAAAGAAGAGAAAAUGUGCGAUGUAAAUGUUACUAUUCUAUAUUAGUUCAGAUAAGUAUUACGUAUUGUCGUUAUUACUCCACGGAUUAUGGAGUUGUAUUUUCUGUGCAUUUCCAUAUUUGGAUGGGAGUGUGGUAAUUGGGACGCGGAGGGUGAAACUGAUGCUUGUUUUAAUGCACUGAGGCCGAAUGCGAACAACAAUAUUGUUCAGACGAAGGAUGGGACUUAAGACGCUCUGACCUCAUGUAAUCCCCACCCUGAAAGGGAGGGGAGAGGAGACGGGUACUUAUUUGUUUUCGCUUAUCCGGCUUGAUGUAGUUCAUGCACUUCCACUUUCUGUUGAUUGAUAUUGUUGAUGUUUGGCCUUUCCUUGUAUUAUUCUGCUACCAUUUGCUAUAUGUGCUGUAAUUUAUUGAGAAACGCAAUCUUUGGUUGUUGAUGUUUUAUUUAUUUCUCUGCGAGAUACUUAUCAUGCGCUAUACUCUAUACCGAGAAGACAGACACAGGAUAUGAACUUUGUAACUAGAUAAUUGCCGCGUAUUUCCUGGGCUAAGUAAUUAUUUAAGUUAAACUGAGUUUGUGAAGCUGAGCCUCUAACACCACUUAUGUAGUUACCAUUCAAUUCACAUUGGGGAAUCGUCACAUGACCGAAAACUUGUUGACUACAACGUUAAACCACCAGCAUACAUACAAUGGGGAAUGUACAUACAUCUACGAUCUUGGCUGUCGCCAUAUUCAAAUGGUUUCAGUGAAAAUCAGGCGUAUACAAACAGGAUAUUGAUUGUCCUCAGUUAACGUAUAGUCAGAGAUGAAUGGCAAUCUGUCAAACUAUCUUUGCAAAGAAGACCUUGAUUUCUCCUCAGACAAUGAAACGUACGCAACAUGAUUGGAAGGUUGUCAGACAAUGUUUGAAAAACGAUGGAGGAGACAUUGGAUUGUCUGCAGUCGAAGGAAUGAAGGCAACGUUCAACACAGAUGGGAAAAUCGUCACUCAGCCAUUGUUAGCAAAAGAUGCGAUCAAACUUAUACGAACUGGUCUCUAUGCACGUGCAAUACGACAAGAUGGGAUGGUCAUUUGUAUAAGUAAAGUUGUCAAACCAAUGUUUGCCAAAUAACCAACCUUUGGCAACCAAAGCCAGACACGGGACGGAAAUUCUGGAUCGAAACCGAGGCGUGAUAGUUGUCAGACAACGUUAAGUGAUACAACCAAGCAAUUGUGUUCCCAGUGAGAACGCAAAUGUCUUUUCCCGCCACGUAUACUAUCUAUACAGGACCAGUUUGCUGAAUGGAAUUGUUGUAAUUUUUCCCAAACACAACAACUCUUGUGAAGUCUGUUUAAUGCGUUGUUCAUUCUUGUAAUGAUUCUCUUUUCUUAGCCAUAUACAAGACGACUCCGCGUUUUACCACUACGAUCGUUCAUUGAGUAGUAUGCCUUCGUUCUGGCGUCUGGCGACGUGUCUUCCUUUGCGAAGUAGAAUAACGAUAUCACUGGUGCAAAUGACAAUUAAUUGCCCAGUGCGGAAGCAUCGCACGGCGCCAUCCUAGCGAUAAAGUGUGUAGAUUCUACACUUGAAGAAAUA